AUGUCGGAUGUGUCGAACUCUUUCUCAGCUUGGGAGACCCUGCCGGAGGACGAACCUCCGCUGUGCAUCGCAGUUCGACGACCAGAGUCACCUCCACGCCACUGUGAGGCGGUAAACCGAUUUGACGCAAGAGAUGAAUGGCCAGAAUGCUUCUCAAUUGGUACCAUCCGGGACCAGUCAAGUUGUGGUUCCUGCUGGGCUGUUUCUGCCGCCGAAGCAAUGAGUGAUCGUCUAUGUAUACAGUCUGGUGGCAGAAUAAAGGUAGAAAUUUCCGAGACCGAUAUUCUUGCAUGUUGCCCAAGGCCCCUGUGUGGACUUGGAUGUAACGGAGGUUGGUCUUUUGAAUCGUGGAACUUUAUGGUGACGCACGGAGUUUGCACUGGAGGGAAAUACAGACAAAAGGGUGUUUGUAAGCCAUACCCUUUCCAUCCAUGUGGCUUCAAACCUAACCAGACAUAUUAUGGCGAUUGCCCAGGUCGACUUUGGGCAACACCAAAAUGUACGGAUUUUUGCAAUCGCGGAUAUGUUAAACCAUACGAAGAGGACAAAUAUUACGCCACCUCUGCAUAUGUCGUUGCAAAUGAUGAGAAGACUAUUCGAAAGGAAAUCAUGAAGUACGGGCCUGUGCAAGCAGUCUUUUACACAUACGAGGACUUCGGAUUUUAUGAUGGUGGAAUUUAUGUUCAAACAGCUGGCCAAGAAACGGGUGCACACGCAGUGAAAAUCAUUGGGUGGGGAGAGGAGAAAGGAGUAAAGUACUGGCUGAUCGCUAAUUCGUGGAACUUCGUCUGGGGAGAGAAAGGUUACUUCCGUAUGAUUCGAGGUAUCAACAACUGCAGUAUUGAGGAAAUGGUCUACGGGGGCAUGAUGAAAAUAGACUGA
This is a messenger RNA of Necator americanus (New World hookworm), 882 nucleotides long. RefSeq lists its product as uncharacterized. Lineage: Eukaryota; Metazoa; Nematoda; Chromadorea; Rhabditida; Ancylostomatidae. The record is from RefSeq and is a predicted model, not a curated record. Gene Ontology annotation, molecular function: cysteine-type endopeptidase activity. Bases 1 to 882 code for a protein of 293 amino acids. Gene Ontology annotation, cellular component: lysosome. The transcript has 9 exons.